CUUGCCAGGGUUCCCGGCUGCCUGUGCUCUGGGCCGUCCCUGCGGUUCCGCCUCCGCGACAGCAUUUUGGAUGAGUCUGGAACCCUUUAUUGAGCAUCCUAGAGAUUUUAACUUAGAUUGGAGUAUCAGAUGGACUUCCAGUGUGCAGAUCCCAGUUGCUAAUUCCAUACCACUACACAGCUAGCUACUUCCCUCCAUCCAUUUUGUUGAAAGCAGAGAAAAAAGAAUAUGGCACAGAUUUCAGAUCUAGGAUGGACCAGAAGAGAUCAUCCAUCUUACCUAAUUUUCUACCUUCAGACAUGUAAGGCUACCAGAACUGAGACAUGGAUAAAGAAGAUUUCUUAAAGGAGCAAGAAGAUGCACCUAACAAGACAGAUCAUGAAGCAAGCCCUGGUGAUCUUUUGCAGCCUGAACUCUUCCAGGGAAGACAUCCCCAAUGCCCCACUGCCCUGUGGGAGAUGCUAGAGAGGCAGUUUCUGGAAUAUGCACAGGCAGCCCCUUUCCUCAACCCAGAGACCCAGCAGAGGACUUUGUUGAGUCUUCUCCCUCUAUUUCUCAAGGCCUGGGAAAAAUCUGCUGGUAUUAUCUACUUUCCUAGCAUUCAAGAGUUUGCAGAAGAGGUUUCAAAACAUCUUGCCCAAGAAAUUCACAAGGCCCUUAGAGGCAAACCAGCAGAGGAGGCGUGGUUGGCAACUGGAAAGCUGUUCCAGUGGAAAGGGGAAGAAGAAAAUAGUGGCUACCUCCUAUUAAAAUCAGGGUAUUUACUUUCUCAGGCUGACUCUGAGACACUCAGCAAGAUCAUUGAAUCUGGUCUUCCACGUCUGCUAUUGCAAUGCCUUUACAUCUUUUUUGCUUUUCCAUUGGAUAAAGAUGAGUUGUUUGUGAGUGAUUCUCAAGUUCAGAAAAUGUUUGUACAGAUGAUGCUCCACAUUUACGAUGAUCCACAGGGUGUAGAAGAGCUGAUCCUUGGUAAUGAACUCCAGUCUCUUCUGAUUGCAACAUCCUCUCUUUGGGAGCAGAGCAGCCUCUCCUGGAAAGAACCCACCUUUUCUGUGCUUAGGGCCAUCUCAAAGGCUCAGAGUCCAAGUAUCAUCAGUUAUCUGCAAACUUCGAACUCGGUGAAGAUUACCAUCCAGAAUCUCUCCAGGUUGGUGGACACCUUGCGUCCCCAGGAAGUGAGUGAGGUAGCGAGCCUCAUCUUGCAUUUUGUGAAGGAUUCCUAUUCCAUUUCAUCUACUUUGCUGCUUGAGUUUGAGAACACUGACGGCUACCCCAUGUUGCUCAAAAUUUUGCUUCGGUUUGGGGAUAUUGCUGACAAUGGAGCAGAGCCCUACCUGGAAGAACUUUUGGAGCUGGUGAUGUGGCUCACCACCUGUGGGAAGACAGAGCUGAAGGUGUUUGACAGUGUCACCUACCCCCAGCUAGACGGCUUUAAGUUUGAGCAGGAGUCCUCCGGAACGACUGUGAAAAACCUCCAGGCCUUUCAAGUGUUACAAAAUGCCUUCCAGAAAACCAGUGAUUUACUUCUCUGCCAAAAAAUAUUAUCCAGCAUCAAAACAAUAUGGAACUGGAAUAGGAGGAACUUUUUCCUCUUGGAGUGGACGCUGCAGCCUAUUUCCCAGUUUGUGGAGAUCAUCCAUCUGAAGCCCCUCCUGGCUCAGAUGCAGUUCUUCCAGCUUCUGGAGUUUCUGGUGUUUGACCUGGUUUUCAUCCCACAUGAAAUUCUCAAGAAAGUGCAGAAUUUGAUCAGGGAAAACUUAGCACCAUCUUGUACCAUAGCGGCCUUACGGAGCCUCCACAGUAUCAUUGCACACGAUUUGCUCUUUACUGACAUAUUCAGGGACUCAGGAUUUCUAGGUUUCUUGUUGGCUCACCUACGGAAACAAGCAAAGAUCAUGAGGAAGACAGGAAACAGGGCGACAUCCAGUUUUGAGGAUAUAGACACACACUUGGCCUGUGUAAUGCUGAAAACUGUGGCUUUACUACUGCAGGGUUCUGUUCGAAAUACAGUUGUUCUGAAAGAUCAUGGCAUGGUUCCUUUUAUCAAGAUUUUUUUGGAUGAUGAAUGCUAUCGUAGUGAUUCUUUAAAUAUCUUGGAGCAGCUUUCUACCAUUAAUACGGAAGAGUAUAUGAGCAUAAUCAUUGGAGCCCUGUGUUCUUCAACUCAAGGAGAAUUACAUCUAAAGCUGGAUCUACUUAAGUCCCUCCUUAAAAUACUGGAGAACCCUAAAGGUCGUUCUGCUUUUAGAACCUCCAGUGGUUUCAAUGGUCUUCUGUCUCUCCUCUCUGACAUGGAAGGCUCUCUACAGGAACCCCCAUCACAGACAUGGGCCCCCCUCACCACCAGCCAGAUAAUGGAACUCAUCCUCUACACACUCUGGGCAAUGGCAGCAGCCCUACAUUUGGACUCAGUCAAUAGUGAAUUUUUCAGGAAAAAUAACUUGUUUGAGAAGCUGGCUGAAGACCUCUGUUUGCUGGGCUGCUUUGGAACUCAGGAGCAAGGGAAAAUCUCAGCAAAUUCCAUUAUCAUUGAGAAAGCAAGGACAUUUGAAGAAUUGUUAAAUGCUGCCUUUUCCUCUUCUGAGGAAUUCCCAUCCACACUAAAGAGCUGCCUUCAGAUUCUGAGUUUUCUUGAUAGUAUGGCCAGAGGCAUCCUCCACUUGGGGAAUGGGCUGAAGGAAUGGAAGCGAGCUCCAGAGGAACUGACCUUGGAUCUUCAGCAAAACAUGACUAUUCAACCUGAUGGAUAUUCCAGGACUGACAAGAGCAACUUCAAACCAUUCAUCAAAGUGUGGCCAGAAGUAGAUGACAGGAUGGAUGAUGCUGAUGCUGUCAUCAUGCACCCUGGCAUUGUCUGCAUCAUGCUCAGGCUCCUUCCUUCCUUGUAUCAUGAAGAUCACCCACAGCUUUCUAAGGAAAUUCAAUGUUCAUUGGCCAAUCACAUUCAAUCACUGGUGAAGUCUGAGAAGAAUCGUCAAAUCAUGUGUGAAGCUGGAUUGCUCAAGACCAUUAUCACAUCCUGUCAUAAAGUGUUAAAUGAUAGCAGUGACCCAGUUCACUUGUCCCUUAUUAGGAUUUUUGAGAAGCUUGCAUCUCAAGCCAUUGAGCCAGACAUACUAAGGCAAUUUCUUACCCUUGGGAUUCCUUCAGCUAAGGAAGCUGGAUGCAAAACAUUUAAUACAUCUCUUUCUCAAGGAGAUAGGUCAUAUCAUUCGGGAAAGAAUACAGAAUCAGGAGCACCUGGACCCUCUGAUACUGAUUGUCCUGCUGAAGCCAGCUCUGAUGCAAACCUUACAGUCAGCACUGUGCCAGCCUCCAGGUCACCUUGGAUAACCAAGAGCUCUGUUAAUAUUCUUCAGACAGCCAUGAGUCUGAUUUCUAUGACAUCACCACGAAACAUUCAUCCACAAAAAGCUACACUGGCUCCAUCGUUUGUGGAAUUUGACAUGUCUAUGGAAGGAUAUGGUUGUUUAUUUAUUCCUACAUUGUCAACAAUUAUGGGUGCCAAUACAGAACACUCAAUCUCUGGAGGCAUUGGAAUAGUCCCAAGGUUAUUUCCUCCCCUGAAUGGUUUUACAUUUUCCUCCUGGUUCCUGAUCAGCAAACCGAGUUCCAUCCAAAAUGUUCAUCCCAUCCGUUUCUUGACCUUGGUUCGCCACAUGGCCAGGACAGAACAUCAAUUUGUCUGCUUCUCAGCUAGUUUUUCACCUGAGGAUCUGACCUUAACUGUUUCUACAGAAGAAAAAGAGUUUGAGCCUCUGGAUGUUAUGGAACCUGAAGACAUACAUGAGCCUUCUGCUGGAAGUCGGCUCCAGUUCCACUGUGGCAACCUUUUGUCAGUUGGACAGUGGCACCAUCUGGCCAUUGUUGUCACAAAGGAAAUGAAAAGAAAUUGUACAGUUUCCACAUACAUCAAUGGACAACUCAUUGGAUCUGCAAAGAUGCUGUACAUCCAAGCCUUACCAGGCUCUUUCCUUUCAAUGGAUCCUUCAUCUUUCAUUGAUGUUUAUGGAUAUAUAGGUACUCCUCAAGUCUGGAAACAGAAAACAUCUUUAAUAUGGCGAGUUGGCCCUACCUACUUGCUUGAGGAAGCAAUUUCCAAAGAAACUCUGGAAGUUAUUAAUAAACUUGGCCCAAGAUACUGUGGCAACUUCCAAGCUGUGAAAGUCCAGGGUGAGGAUGUUGGCUGUGAAGCCAUGACUCUUGUUUUGGAGGAACGAAUUUCCUUUGGGCUUAAUGUAGCUAGUUCAUCCCUCACAAACGUGGCAGAGAUCAAGAAUAUUUAUAAUGAGGUUGAUAGCCGCCUGAUCGCCAAAGAGAUGAACAUUUCCUCCCGGGACAAUUCUAUGCCAGUUUUCUUGGUAAGAAAUUCUGCUGGACACCUUUCAGGUCCCCUUCGUACCAUUGGAGCAGUUGCUGUGGGUCAGUUAGGAGUAAGAGUGUUCCAUUCCAGCCCUGCUGCCAACAGCCUGAACUUCAUUGGUGGACCUGCCAUUCUCCUUGGAAUGAUUUCACUGGCUACAGAUGACCAUACCAUGUAUGCUGCCAUUAAAGUUCUCCACUCUGUCCUGAGCAGCAGUGCCAUGUGUGACAACCUCAUGAAACACAUCCAUGGAUACAAGAUAUUGACAUUGCUCCUAAAGAAGAAAAUAAAACUACUGAACAACAGAAUUUUUCAGCUGAUCCUUUCUAUUGCCGGCACUGUUGAGUUGGGCUUUGGAUCUUCAACAAUUACAAAUCUUGGCAUAUUCCAGGAUGUUCUCUGUAAUUUUGAGCUCUGGAUGAACACAUCAGAAAAUCUGGACGUUGCCCUCUUUUCUCAUUUCAUAGACAUUUUUCAGUCACCAAGGGAAGGAGCCCGGAAUGCUGAAAUUGCUCACCGGGUACAACUGAUACCCAGGUUGCUUUUCCUCUUUAAUGACCCCACUCUCAGUCCCACCAAGAUCUCCACCAUCAUUUCCAUUCUGGGUCAUUUGCUGAAGAGACAUUUCAACACCCAGGAUGUUGUUAGGAUUGGAUUAUUUAUUGUCUAUACUCUAAAACCUUCUUCAGUUAAUGAAAAGCAGAUUAGAAUGGACAAGAGUUCGGACUCCUUCAUGGAAGCCGGAAGCCAAACAUCUGGCAGAAUGAUCUGGCUCAGAAACCAGUUACUCGAGAUGCUGCUGGAUGUAAUCUGUUCCAACAAAUUUCAUCUGUCCUCAGAGUCACAGGAAGAAAUGUUUCUUAGCCUGGGACCUGAUUGGUUUUUGUUAUUUAUCCAAGAUCAUCUGCACCCAAGUACAGUGGUGUUAGGAAUUAAAUUGCUAUUGCACUUUUUGCACAACCCAACUCUAAGGGCCCAAUUUAAAGAUGGAUUAUCUGGGGGAGCCUGGGUGGAAAACAGCAUUUUGGGAGUGGAUAUUCUGAUGGACAAUUUAAAAAAUCAAUCUCCAAUGACCGAUUAUGGUUCCUGCCUGAUUUGUGGUUUUCAAAUAUUACCUACAUUUCUUAUCUGCCAUAUUCACAUUCCUGAAGUCUACCUCCUUGUAUCUAGCUUCUUCCUUCAGACUCCAUUGAAUGAAGUGACUGUAGAAUCCAAGACAAGUCUUGAUGCCAUGUUACAAUGGUUAUUACAGAAUCACAAUGGGGUAAAUGUCCUUAAGUUUGGCUUAUGCACAGAAGGUGCCCUGCUGCUAUUAGAGAUGAUCAAAGCCAUAAUGAACCUGCCUAUGGCAGGUUCAGAAGAAGAUAAUUGGAAUGUCACCUACCCUGGCAAUGUGAUGGAGUUCCUUUGUCUGAUAUACCACAACUAUCCUCAGGAUUCUGUAUGGAAGUCCUCCGACUUUCUCCAAGCCUUGGCUGCCAUUCUCUUCCCUCCAGAAAUUCCAAAGAGAAGGAGUGAAUCCUUAAGGAAUGACAAUGUCUUUUUGACUGCUGCUGAAGGAGUGGAGUCCCCUACAAGUCCUUCUAUUCACCCGGCCAAAAAACAAGUUUCUGAUUUCUUGAAGCUCCUUCUUAUGGAGAUCUUGCUCUGCACUCCAACACAAAAACAAUUGCAUCCAUUGGACUUCCUUCUUGAGGCUUCCCCAGAGAACACAACAAAUCAACAGAAACGACGCUUCCAAUCUGAGAUACUGCUUUCUGCUAUGGGUGUAUUUCACAUUCUAAGUGAAGGAUGCUGUGCUAUAAGUUCUGAUGGGACUAGAGAGUCACAACAGAGUUCAGAAUCGACUCCUUCAUUAGCAAACAUUUCCUACUUGACACAGAAACUGGUUGAAAAACUCUACAGUGGAAUGUUUAUUGCAGACCCCAAAGAAAUUCUUCUAUUUAUCACAGAGCAGAUCAUGGUGGUCAUUGAAAGUGCUUUAUCUCACAAGGAAGCUCUUCUUGGUGUCUUAUACAGCAGCUUAAAUAGAGUUAUUUUAUAUUGCCUGUCUAAACCCCAGCAGUCACUUUCUGAAUGCCUUGGUCUAUUAAGUGUUUUGAACUUCCUUCAAGAGCAAUGGGAUAUCAUCUUUGCAACAUACAAUUCAAAUAUGACCUUUGUCAUCUGCUUCAUGCACUGUCUUUUUCACAUUCAUGCAAGAAGUUAUCCAGAGGGAUUUGGACUAGAACCCAAACCUAGAGUGAGCCCUUAUCACCAGGUGUUCCUUUCUCCAUAUGAAGACAUGAGAGAGCCAGGCGAGGAAGGUCUUCCAAGUUUGAGCGACGUUCAACAUGGCAUUCUGAAAAUAGUCCUCAACCUCUGGCACCAGCUCUUGCAGCAAAGGCGGCAAGCACUAGAGGAUGCUUUCAAGAUGGACCUCUCUGUAAAGCCUGGGGAGAAUGAAAUAAAGAUCGAAAACAUCACCCCUUUGUGGGAGGAGACAACUCUCAAAGCUUGGCAGCAUUACUUAGCAUCUGAAAAGAAGAUGCUGGCAAGCAAGUCGAAUGCUGUGAAUCCAAGCAAAACCUCCAGCUGGAGCGAAAGUUUGUCAUCAGCAAUGAGGUUGAUUCCAGGAAGGCAAACAAAGGAAACUGAGUGCAAAGUUGAGGAUUUUCUGUCUUGUAUGGAGAAGUAUAGAAGAAGAGGCCAGGAGCUCUAUGCAUCUUUAUACAAAGAUUAUGUGCAGAGGCAAAAAUGUAUCUACAGUAAGGCAGCAAAUGAGUGGAUUAAACUGAAAGAUCAACUUUUCAAUGAAUUGGGUUUGUGGGGGCAAAGGUUAGAGACAGUACCCUGCUCCCAGUGGUCUCUUGAUUGGCGUGAAGGGCCAGCCCGUAUGAGGAAGAGAAUACGAAGAAAAUUUGCUGGGGAAUCCCUGAAAAAUAUUAGUCAAGCCAAAAAUAAUGAAGCUUCUCCAACAAAUGCUGAAAAUCAAGAUGAGUUGAUGUCAAAUGAAGAAGAAGAUAGAGAUAAGAUGGAAGACUGUAACCAGCUGACAUUCUUCCCUGCCUUGCACGAAAGCCAUCACUCAGAAGAUUUCUUGGAACUCUGUCAGGAGAGAAAAGUUAUUUUACAGGAGUUGGUGGACAAAGAAAAGGUAUCAGUGAAGCAUUCUGUGGUGAUUGUCCAAGGACAUGUAGUAUCAGAAGGAGUGCUACUCUUCGGCCAGCAACAUUUCUACAUCUGUGAGAACUUCACCCUCUCUCCUCUGGGGGAUGUUUAUUGUACCAAACACUGCUUGUCCAACAUCAGUGAUCCAUUUAUUUUCAAUAUGUGCAGCAAAGACAGACCUUCAGAUUAUUACACUUGCAAUCGACAUUCCUAUGGUGACAUUAAGGAGAUACAUAAGAUGCGCUUUUUGCUACAGGAGAUUGCCUUGGAAAUCUUCUUCAGAAAUGGUUAUUCCAAGUUUCUUGUCUUCCAUAACAGUGACAGAAGCAGAGCUUUCAAAAGCUUUUAUUCAGUACAACCUGGCUUAAAGGGAAAAGGCAUCACAGAAGACUCACUCAAUAUAAGGAAAAAUAUUGGAUCAGAGAAGAUGAUGCUGCAGAAAUGGCAGAAAAGAGAAAUAAGCAAUUUUGAAUAUCUCAUGUAUCUAAAUACUUUGGCUGGAAGGACUUACAAUGACUAUAUGCAGUACCCAGUGUUUCCUUGGAUUCUUGCUGAUUAUACCUCAGAGGCUUUGAACUUCACAAAUCCCAGGACAUUUAGGGAUCUGUCAAAGCCUAUGGGGGCCCAGACCAAAGAAAGGAAACUGAAAUUCAUCCAGAGGUACAAAGAAGUUGAAAAGAAUGAAGGAGACCUCUCAGUCCAGUGUCACUACUGCACUCACUAUUCCUCUGCAAUCAUCAUCGCCUCCUACCUGGUUCGAAUGAAGCCAUUUACCCAAACCUUCUGCUCUCUACAGGGUGGAAGCUUUGACGUGGCCGACAGGAUGUUCCACAGUGUGAAAAACACGUGGGAGUCGGCAUCCAGUGAGAACAUGAGUGAUGUCAGGGAACUGAUUCCAGAAUUCUUCUACUUGUCUGAAUUUUUAACCAACUGCAAUGAUGUUGAAUUUGGCUGCAUGCAGGAUGGAACUAUCCUAGAUGAUGUCCUUCUCCCAGCAUGGGCUGAGGGAGAUCCUCAGAAAUUUAUCAGCCUACACAGGCAGGCUCUGGAAAGUGACUUUGUUAGUGCCAACCUGCACCACUGGAUAGACUUGAUUUUUGGGUAUAAGCAACAUGGACCAGCAGCAGUGGAGGCUGUUAAUACCUUUCACCCCUACUUCUACGGGGACAAGAUGGACCUUCAUAAUGUCACCGAUCCCCUCAUUAAGAGUACCAUCCUGGGAUUUGUCAGCAACUUUGGGCAGAUACCUAAACAGCUCUUUACCAAACCACACCCAUCCAGGACUGCCCUGGGAAAACCGUCAGGAAAAGAAGUCUCUCUUUCCACUGGUCCAUCUGGCUAUUCACCACCAUUUUUCUGUACCCUGCAGAAUCUGAAACCUUCCCUCGUUACAGUCAAAGAUAUGUACAUUUUCCCCCUGGGAUCAGAGUCUCCCAAAGGAGCCAUUGGACAUAUUGUUCCCACUGAGAAAUACGUUUUAGCUGUGGAGAAAAACAAAGUGCUGAUUCCACCUCUCUGGACCAAGACCUUCAGUUGGGGGUUUGACGACUUUACCUGUUGCCUGGGAAAUUAUGGAUCUGACAAGAACCUGACAACAUUUGAAAGCACAGCAGACUGGGGGAAGUGUAUCUGUGCUGUGUGUCCCUCACCUACCCUGGUCAUAACUUCAGGAGAGAGUGCUGUGGUUUGCAUCUGGGAGCUUUCCAAGUUCAAAGACAAAGCAAAAGGGCUUCACUUGAAACAGGCACUGUAUGGGCACACAAAGCCUGUCACCUGCUUGGCAGCUUCCAUGACUUACAGCCUCCUUGUGAGUGGCUCCUGUGACCAGACCUGCAUCUUAUGGGACUUGGACCACCUGAUGUAUGUGACCCAGCUCCCCACCCACCGAGCAAGCAUCUCGGCCGUUGCCAUCAGUGAUUCCACGGGAGAUAUCAUCUCUUGUGCUGGAACCCACUUGUAUCUAUGGACCAUUAAUGGUCAGGCUCUGGCAAGUAUCAACACCGCCUGUGGGUCACAAGGAGAUAUCCAAUGCUGCUACCUGACAGAUGCCAUGGACUGGGAUGCCAGCAACAUCAUCAUCACUGGGAGUCGGGACGGCAUUGUCCGAAUAUGGAAAACUGAACAUGUAAAGACAUCUGGUCAUGGGGCAGGGCCCGAGGCACCCACAAUGCAGUCUCCAGGACAGAAAGGUAACAAGUGGGAAAAGAACCUGGCUUUGUGUCGAGAGUUGGACAUCAACAUUUCUUUGACAGGGAAAUCGAGUAAAACUAAUCCAGCCAUCACAGCACUGGCGGUAUCCAGAAAUCAGUCUAAACUCCUUGUUGGUGAUGAGCGAGGAAGAAUAUUCUGCUGGUCCAGAGAUGGGUAGGAAAACAUAGUGAGUAUGUAGAACUAUUGGAUGAAAAAUGCUUCUGGAAAUGCAGUCCAGGAUUACAACAUGCAUUGUUUCAAGAGACUAAAACAAAAUCAAUGGAAGUCCAAGUUGUAUGUAAUGCAUGAGUUCUAAGAGAAAAGAUAUUCAUUUUAACUCCAUUUAAUACUUGAAGAAAACUAUACCAAGAAUAUGAAGAUAUGAAAUCUACUGUUUUUCCCAAUGUAAUACCAAACUGUCUAUAAUGUUCUAUCCCUAUGAUAUAUAUCCUCUAUGGAGGGAAAAAUGAAAUGUGUGUAAAUGUGGAAUCAUUUUUGUGUUAUAGAAUGAAACCUAUAAUUCAUUGGAAUCCAGAAUAUGCAUCUGGAUUGCCCAUAGAUUAUAUGACUUCUGUAAUAGGGUUUUUUCUAAUAAAUAAAAUGUUGCUUU
Messenger RNA from Sarcophilus harrisii (Tasmanian devil), 10313 nucleotides. RefSeq names its product WDFY family member 4 (gene WDFY4). The record is from RefSeq and is a predicted model, not a curated record. Lineage: Eukaryota; Metazoa; Chordata; Mammalia; Dasyuromorphia; Dasyuridae. The transcript is spliced from 64 exons. Bases 324 to 9881 code for a protein of 3185 amino acids. Gene Ontology annotation, molecular function: protein binding.